This is a messenger RNA of Podarcis raffonei (Aeolian wall lizard), 3959 nucleotides long. It is a transcript of the gene KCNK17, whose product is annotated as potassium two pore domain channel subfamily K member 17. The record is from RefSeq and is a predicted model, not a curated record. The transcript is spliced from 5 exons. Gene Ontology annotation, biological process: potassium ion transmembrane transport; stabilization of membrane potential. Bases 210 to 1169 code for a protein of 319 amino acids. NCBI's taxonomy places the organism in Eukaryota, Metazoa, Chordata, Lepidosauria, Squamata, Lacertidae. Gene Ontology annotation, cellular component: membrane. Gene Ontology annotation, molecular function: potassium ion leak channel activity.
CUGCGACUGACGGAAGCGGAGCUACUCGCCCGGUCUGAAAAGCGCGAGGCGCUGCCUUGGCUCCUCCCAGAGCAUCAGAGAGCCGCCGGCGUCUUAGGGGAAGCCGACAGGGUAGUUCGGAGCCGCUUCCCCCGCCUGGCCGAGUGUGGCCCAGCGCCGCUGCCGCCCACUUAACUUGCGCGCAGGCCGGUGAAGGCACGAAGCUGGCGAUGUGCGGCUGCGGCAGGAGGUGCGGCCGGGCGACGCCGGGAGCCGCCUCGUCCUCGGGCCGCCGGCUUCCCGCCACGCCGCUCUUGCUGCUCGCCUACCUGAGCUACCUGCUGCUGGGCAGCGCCGCGUUCUGGGCGCUCGAGUCGCCCCGCGAGAGAGACAUGGCGGGGCGGCUGCUGAGUGAGAAGUGGGACCUGCUGGAGAACUACACGUGCCUCGAGAGGGAGGACCUCGAGGACCUCGCCAAGGGCAUCAUCCAGGCCUACAAGAGUGGGCUUUACCUUAAGGGAAACACGAGCCUGGGCAGAUGGGACUUUGUUGGCUCCUUCUUCUUCUCUGUUUCUGCAGUAACAACCAUCGGUUAUGGUAACCUGAGUCCCAGCACGGAGGCUGCACAAGUCUUCUGCAUCUUCUUUGCUCUUUUUGGGAUUCCUUUGAACCUUGUCCUCCUCAACAGGAUAGGACAGCUGAUGCUCUCUGGUGUUCAGCUGUGCGCCUUUCACCUGGGUGAGAAGUUUCACUGGCAGAAAGGGGCAGCUGUCUUGACGCGGACCUGUGCACUGGUUGCUGGCCUUCUGCUGUUCCUUCUGCUACCUCCUCUGUUGUUUACUGCCAUAGAAGGCUGGACCUACGAAGAAGGGUUCUAUUAUUCUUUCAUUACUCUUAGCACAAUAGGCUUUGGAGAUUAUGUAAUUGGCAUGAACCCUGAGCGUACCUACCCAUCCUGGUAUAAGAAUGUGGUGUCUCUGUGGAUACUCUUUGGGAUGGCUUGGCUAGCCCUGAUUAUCAAUCUGUGCAUCAGCUUGCUAGAGAACUCCAGUGGCCUCUGCCGGUGCUGCAAGAGAAGGAGCAGAGACGCAGAGCAAGAGUUAAUAAGUGGCAACCCAAAUGUCACUUUGGAAUCUAAAGAUGGGCAGAACUGCAGCACAAAGGACACUAAGCCUGCGGAGCCAAAUUGAAUGGCAUAUAUGCUUUAUUCCACCAAAGUAUUUUGGCUUUUGCUGGAGGGAAACAUCCAGCUGGGCAGCCCAUCACCAGAGCACCAUUUCGUGGCACUGGCAGAAGUGUGGCUAUGUGAGAUCAUCCAACUCGGACCAGAGUGGAAAUCAAAGUCUGCUCGUUGGGUUGUUCAAGGACUGCCUUACAUAUGAUUUCCUUUCUACAUGCAGAUGAAUCUCUGUGUCAGAGGAAUAACAGGGCCUGUGCCAUCUUAGCUGAAGGGCUUUUACAUCACUGCAAGCGUGGGAGUUGGAAAACCAUGAACAUCACUGUGCAAUUAUGGCAAUGUGUGGGAGGUUUCCCCCCUAUAUCAAGGUUAUUUCUGUGUAGGAAAAAUGUGAAGUGACUGUCUCACCUAUUAACCACUGCUCAAAAUGCUGCUGUGGUAUUGCAACCUAUUGACUUUGUAGGGUUAUCUGCCCAAUAGAAGGCUGAGCAGAUGCUGCCACAGUCCUUGCCUUUAAUAAAGAGCAUUUGUACUCCAAAGCGUGGCAGGUUCUGUUGCAUAUACUUAUCUCAGGUAACUGCCAAGGGGCUAGAAUAAAGUCAACCGGUGCCACUCUCUAGAACCAACACCGUAGAUCCGCCUUUCUCAACCUGUGGGUCCCCAGAUGUUGUUGGACUACACCUCCCAUCACCCCCUAGCUAGCAAGGCCAGAGCUCAGGGAUGAUGGGAGUUGUAGUCCAACAACAUCUGGGGAACCACUGCCAUAGAUAGAAGUGGCGCGCCAAGUGCCCCACUCUCAACUCACCAAGAUGGUCCAGGUCAACGGUAUCAAAAGUUGCUGAGAGAGUGAGCAAGAUCAACAGGGUUGCACUUCCCCUGUCCCUCUCCUGUUAAUGGUCCACCCCCUCUGGGUGACCAGGACUGAUUCAGUCCCAGCUAGAUAAUCUGUUUCCUCUAGGAGGGCCUGGUGCUGCACAGCCGCUACCACCAGAGCCCAGGCCAAUGGAGCAGUCACAGUGCCACUACUUUAAGCACAGCAGGCACCACCUUUGUCAUUGAGAGCUCACCACUUUCCCCACACUAUAUGCAAGUAUCUUUUUUAUAUAUAUGGGGCAACAGGGUUUGAGAACUUACCUGCUGAAUCAGACAAAGGUUCAUUUGGUCUGGUACUAUCAUUUCACUAUCAUGUCUGCCAGUGGGGAUGUGAUAGCUGUUUGUUUCUACCCAGCAUCUCAUAAGUGGUGGCAUCAGGCUUGCCAUUUUUAGAUAUUGCGUGCCAAUAGCCAUUUUGUUGGGGCUCAGUUGGGCGGGGGCCACCCUUACCUUACUAAAACCACCAGAGUCAGACGCAAUAUCCAUAAAGGCAGGGAGGAGGGGGAAGAAGAAAAAGAUGGCAGAGGGUGCUAGUGGUAAUAAUAAUAAUAAUAAUAAUAAUAAUAAUAAUAAUAAUAAUAAUUUUUAUUUAUACCCCGCCCUUCCCGGUUCAGAAACCUGGGCUUAGGGCGGCUAACACUAAAUUUUAAACACUUAAUUGCAAUACAACCUAAAAGCAGCAUAGAAGCCAUAGAAGCAAUAGCAAUCCUGUCAUGGAGGCAGCAGCUAAUUCCAGUUUCCUUCAUUGGGAAUAAAUGCCUAUGAGUGAGUGCACCAAGGAGGCAAGAAAUUGAAAAGCAUAUGGAAAGCAAACCCAGAAGAUGGAUGAAAGAAAAAACUGUGUUAUAAUAUACCGUGGUCAUUCUGGCAGAGACCAAAGGGGCUUCCUUCCUGUCCCUAUCUGGAGAACCACAGGCUUCCCUUCUCUGGGCUAAUCAAUGUUAAAGUGAUUUAUGCUUGUGUCCAUCACAACAUUUUCUGGAAUGCUCCCCCCCCCCCCACUCGCAUUUCAUUUAUGUACCUCUUCCACUGGCACCCUCAUCCCAUCCAUCUGCACACUUGCACCAUAUUUGGCUGCUGGUGAUUUUGAUGCAACUAAACAGCAUUUGCUUCUUUUCCCCAAACUCUAGCUUUUGUACCAUUAGGCAUUGUCCCAUUGUAAUUUGAUCAUCUCACCUAAUCUGUCUGCAAAGAUCCCGUCAGCACGUCAGAUUCUCUGUUGCUUCCGGCAAGUUUCUGCUGUUUCCCAGGGCUUUGGAGUGGGGUGAGGUAUUCCUAGCAGAAGGAGAUUUGUAUCAUAAAGGGUGGAAAAAUCACCCACAGAACAGUUGUCUGCCAAAACCGGGAAGGUUAUUCGUUCAAGGGUGACUAAAGAAAAACAUGCCCACUCAGCUGCUUGUUGCAGAUGACUGGGAUUCUUCCACAAUCUCCAUUGGAAAAUUACAGGAGAUACUUUAAGGUCUUUAAAAGGUUUCUUCUGAGGCCAUGCAUGUGGUUUUGCUUAAACAACCAUGUAAUUAAUUUUUUUUUAAUACAAUGCUUAUUGAAAGUUCCGCAACCAAAUAAAUAGUUCACACCCUGUGAAAACAUACAUUAGCAUUCAAAACAAGUGACCAGAAAGUUUAAGGAAAUUCCAGCACUUGUUUCCCAGUUUCUAAAGAAGCUUUUUAGAUUGCACAAGCACUUGAAAGUGAACGAAGUUAUCAUGCAUCAACAUUAUGCUUGGGUGCAAUGGUGGUAGGCAAGAUAUUGGCCUGGUUUGUACAUCAUGUUGAUCCAAACUAUGGCUUAGUGCUAAUGUACGAGUUUAGGAUGAAGAGUGAGAUGAUGAAGAUUAUAAUUAUAAUCAUAGUUAUAAUUAAUGUAGUUUACUUACUAUUUUUGUGUGUGUGAUUGUGGUGGAAUCCUAAUCAAUAAAGAUUAUUUUCCA